Molecule: messenger RNA, 4172 nt
Organism: Dermatophagoides farinae (American house dust mite)
Lineage: Eukaryota; Metazoa; Arthropoda; Arachnida; Sarcoptiformes; Pyroglyphidae
Source: RefSeq, a predicted model, not a curated record
AAAAUUUUUAUUUACCGAUUCUUGAAUCAUCAUAGCCAAUCAAAUGUCAUCAUCAUCAUCAUCAUAUUCGAUGCAUAGUCCGAUAGUCACUACACAAUUGGAUUAUUCGGGUCCAUUAUCGAACGAUAUCUAUGCUGGAUCAUCAUCAUCGAAUCGACCAUCAAUCUAUGCCAAUCAUAUGAUGGCAUCCAAUUCAUAUGGGCCUACAUAUCCAUUACCACCACCACCACUACCAUCACUACCAACAUCACCAUCAUUUCGAUCUGAUAUGAAUGAUGGUGAUCCAUAUUCAAGCUCAACAACAAACAUUCAUUAUACAACUAAUGGAAACGAUGUUCCAUCAUCAUUACAUCAUUAUACGGAUAAUCCAAAUUUAUCAUCAUCAUCACCAUCGAUGGCUCAACAACAUCAUCCACAUCAUAAUCAUGUUUCUAUGCAUCAUCCACAUCAUCAGCAUUAUCAUCAAACAUAUCCACAUGGUCCACCAUUAGCUAGUUUGGAACAUCAUCCACAACAUCAAUCUCAAUCAUCAUCAUCACAAAAUAUCUAUCCAAAUCCGUGUAUACGAAACAUGCAACCAUAUCCUUUAGUUUCAAAUAACCUAACCAUGAUGAAUAAUAAUCGUAAUCAUACCAUCCAAACUACUUCAGCUACUACUAUAAAUACAACUACUAAACAACAUCAUCAAACAUCUUCAGGUAUAGGUUAUUGGCCAUGUGAUUCACAAACAUUACCGCCGCCAUCACCACUAUCAUCAUCAUCACCUCAUUGUUAUCCUGCAAAUGUAAAUAAUAAUAAUAAUAAAACAACGACAACAAAUUCCAAUCAUUGGACAAGAUCAUCACCAUCGAAUAAUAAUACACCAUCACCAAUACAACCAUUACAACCACCUACAUUACCACCACCACCACCACCACCAUCAUCUUCAUCAUCAUCAUCUUCUUCUUCAUCAUCAACACCAACAUCACAUCCGUUCCAUUCAUCACCACAUAAUCAUAAUGUUAUGCCAUCAUCGGAUUCUUCCUCAUCAUCAUCAUCAUCAAAUAGUGGUAAACAAUUUACAAAUCAUACAAUGAUUAAUUCUUCCGGUCAUCAUCAUCAUCCUCAGCAACAGCAUCAACAGCAACAAGGAUCAAUGAUGAUGAUGAAUAAUAAUAAUAGCAGUGGAAUAAAUCCAUUACAAUCAUUACAAAAAAUGGUACAAAUAGAUCCAUCCAUUUCUUCACCAAUAUCAUCACAACCAUCCAAUGGAAGUGAUCAUCUACGUACAACAAUACAUUCACAUCAACAACAACAGCAAUAUGAAACGGCAAUAGUUACUAUGAACGAUACGCAGCAACAGCAAAUGAAUGUUUGCGGUUCUGGUAAUGGUAGUCAUUCAUCAUCAUCUUCAUCAUCAUUAGAUGGUACGAUCAUCGAUACAAAUAAUACUAUCAACAAUUAUCCAACCUAUUACAAUCUAGAUCAGAAUCGUUUGUCAGCAACACAAUUACAACAUCCACAAUCUUCAUAUGGUAACAUCAACAGCAAUAAUCCAUCCAUAUCAACAUCUUCAAUGAUGGUGGUACCAGAAUUUUCACCUAUGGCCAAAAAUUCAUUAUCACCAUCAUCAUCAGCAUCAAAUUCACCGCCACCACCACCACACACACCAACAGAACGGUCUCCAAUUGAAGUUAAUAAUAGUAAAAAUUCCAAUGAUGGAAAUAAUUCAAAUCGAACAAAUUUAAUUCGAUUUUCGAAUAAAAAUGGCAAUCAAAUUGGUAGGAAAAACAGUAAAAAUUUUCCAUUAGAUAGUAAUCCAUUGGAUGAUUGUGAAUCACCAAAUCGUAAUCAAAAAUUAAAAAAUAAAACAAGGACUACAACGAGCAUUACUGGACUACAAACUGAUCAAACACAUGAUCAUUCUAAUCAUUCAUAUCGAUGUGGUUCAAUCGAAACAUCAUCAUCACGUGAUUCAAUUAAAUCAAAUGAUUCGGCCACUACAACAUCGGAUGGACAAUCCUCAUCCGUUUAUGGUGGUAUGAGUAGUAGUCAAUGUUCAACACCUAAUAAUUGGAAAUCAAAUAACAACAGCAAUAAUCAACAACAACAAUCAACACAGCAACAGCAGAUAGAAUUUCGUAAUUUUUCAAAUUCAAAUUCAAUACAAACACCAAAAUCAUCGUGGUGGUCAGAAAAUCAAUCAUCAGCUAGUUCAAAUCGAUCAUUUACACCGAUGAUUGAUAGUAAUCAAUCAUCUUAUCUUAUAACACGAUCAACAUCUUCAUCUUGGUCUCAACAGCAGCAGCAGCAACAUCCACACCAUCAACAACAACAAAUGUUACCAUUUCAGAUAUCCGGUUGUACAAUACCGGAUGGUAUAAUCAAAAAGAAACGUGGCCGACCAUUUGGUAGUAAAAAUCGUCGAAGUUUAGAACAUGCUGUUGCUGCUACUGCUGCCUCUAUUUCAACAUCGAAUCCUAGAAUUACAACUGUAGCUACAGCUGUUACCACAACCACAAAUGCUUCCAAUAAUCAAUUAAUCGAUCCGAAUCGAAUGAUGAAAAAACGAAAAUCAUCUAUGUUUAUCGAUAUUGGUAUUAAUACUAAUCUAUCGUUUGAUGUUCAUGAUAAUUGGAAUCAUCAUAAUAACAGUAAUAAUAACAAGGAUGAUCAAUUUGAAUUCGAAUCGAAUGUAGAACAUCCAUUACCAUUGGCUAGUAAACGGAAAAAAAUAGUUGGUCCUGUUAUUCGUAUUGAUAAAUCAAAUGAUACAAAAUCUGCGAAUAAUUCUCAACAACAUGAUAAUUGUAAUGCAAGAUAUUCUAUUGUGAAUAAUUCUCAUAAAUCAAUCAAUAAUGAUUCAGAACAAAAAUCAAAAAGAACAUCAUCAUCAAUAUGGUUAUCAUCUUUGAAUCGUCGAAAAAAUAAUUUACAAAUAAAUCAAAAUAAUAAUAAUGUACAACAGAAAUGGUAUUGUAUUCUAUGUCAAAAACCAUCAAAUUAUAAAGGAUUAGGUGAAUUAUAUGGCCCUUAUUAUAUUCAAUCGGAUCAUCAACGAUUACAACGAUUAUUUUCAGAUUUAAAUGACCAUACUAAUAUGAAUGAUGAUGAUAAUAAUAAAACAAUAAACCAUGAAAGAAGAUCAUUACGUAAACGAACAGCUGAACAACAACUUGUCAAUAAUGGUGAUACGACGAUAACAACGACAAUGGAUAAUAAAAAUAAUAAAAAUGGUAAUAUGAAUGAAACGAUUGAACAAUCGAUCCAAAAUCAUAAAACCAAUAAUAAUGAUCAACCAAUGGAAGUAUGGAUACAUGAAGAUUGUAUUGUAUGGUCAACUAGUGUAUAUGUUGAAGGAAUGAAAAUUCGUAAUCUUGAACCAGCCAUUAUCGAAUCUUUUGAUCAUAUAUGUACCAAAUGUAAACUGCCUGGAGCUACAUUGGGUUGUAUAUUUAAAAAUUGUCAAAUGUCACCAUUACAUUAUUUAUGCGCCAAGGAAAAAGACUGUGAUCUGGAUGAAGAAAAAUUCAUACUUAGUUGCUCAAAGCAUAAGAAACGUCGAAUAAUAAUGACUAAAGAUUUUGAACCAUUUGAUAAUCCACAACAACAACGAUCAUCAACAGUAAUUAAUCAAGCUCAAGAAGAUAAUGAUAAUAAUAAUAAUAAUGUUGAUGUUGAUAAUGGUCAUCAUGAUGAAUAAUAAUCACCAAUCCAUAAUUCAUUCAUUUUAUUUUAACUUGGAUUCUAUUUGGGUAAAACAAAAAAAAAUAGUUAAAAUAUCUGCUAUAUUGAUAUGAUAUAUUUACUAUUUUUACCUGUAACACUUACACUUACACUUACAUCAAACAAACAAAACAAAAAAAAUUUCAUUCAUACAAUUUUCAUAUAUUUCCAGAUUGUCAAUGUCAAACUGUUUCUUUUUCUGUUUUUGUUUUGUUUCUUUGUUUGUUUGAUUGUUUUGUAUUUCAUAUUCUGAUACAUUCCAAGAUUAUUCAUAAGCAACAACAAAAAAAAGAGAUGGAAGAAAUAAAAAUUUCAUUUAUUAAUGUGAUAAAUAAUAAUAAUUUUUUCUCAAGAAAAAAAAAUUAAUGCUCAAAAUCCAUGGAUGAUUGAUUGUCAAGGUUUAUAUAUAUUCAUUAUAAGUACAUUUGUAAUACGUAAGUGGUGAUGAUGAUGAUGAUGAUCAUUGA